Myiozetetes cayanensis is the source of this 5888-nucleotide messenger RNA. RefSeq names its product ETS proto-oncogene 1, transcription factor (gene ETS1). Bases 125 to 1438 code for a protein of 437 amino acids. The transcript is spliced from 8 exons. Lineage: Eukaryota; Metazoa; Chordata; Aves; Passeriformes; Tyrannidae. Gene Ontology annotation, molecular function: sequence-specific DNA binding; DNA-binding transcription factor activity, RNA polymerase II-specific. The record is from RefSeq and is a predicted model, not a curated record. Gene Ontology annotation, biological process: regulation of transcription by RNA polymerase II; cell differentiation. Gene Ontology annotation, cellular component: nucleus.
AGGAGGAGGAGGAGGAGGGAGGCAGCGCCGGCCGCGCUGCCCCGAGCGCUCCGCUCCGCGCUCGGCGGGGCUCAGCCGCCGCCCCCCGCUCCCGGCGCGACGCCCCCGCGGCGCUGCCCCAGCCAUGAAGGCGGCGGUGGAUCUGACCAUCAUCAAGACGGAGAAGGUGGACAUCGAGCUCUUCCCGUCCCCCGACAUGGAAUGUGCAGAUGUGCCUUUAUUAACUCCCAGCAGCAAAGAAAUGAUGUCCCAAGCACUGAAAGCCACGUUCAGUGGCUUUGCCAAGGAGCAGCAGCGGCUGGGAAUUCCCAAAGAUCCCCAGCAGUGGACGGAGACGCACGUGCGGGACUGGGUGAUGUGGGCGGUCAACGAGUUCAGCCUCAAGGAGGUGGAUUUCCAGAAGUUCUGCAUGAAUGGAGCUGCCCUCUGUGCCCUGGGCAAGGAGUGCUUCCUGGAGCUGGCCCCUGACUUUGUGGGAGACAUCCUCUGGGAGCACCUGGAGAUCCUGCAGAAAGAAGAGGUAAAACCAUACCCAGCGAACGGAGCCAACACGACAUAUCCCGAAUCCCGCUACACCUCCGACUACUUCGUUAGUUAUGGCAUUGAACAUGCCCAGUGUGUGCCUCCCUCCGAGUUCUCCGAGCCCAGCUUCAUCACAGAAUCCUACCAGACCCUGCACCCCAUCAGCUCCGAGGAGCUGCUGUCCCUCAAGUACGAGAGCGACUACCCCUCGGUCAUCCUGCGGGACCCGCUGCCCACGGACCCCCUGCAGACAGACUAUUUCACCAUCAAGCAGGAGGUGGUGACACCUGACAACAUGUGCAUGGGACGUGCCAGCAGAGGUAAGCUGGGAGGCCAGGACUCCUUCGAGAGCAUCGAGAGCUACGACAGCUGUGACCGGCUGACGCAGUCCUGGAGCAGCCAGUCCUCGUUCCAGAGCCUGCAGCGCGUCCCGUCCUACGACAGCUUCGACUCCGAGGACUAUCCCUCCACCCUGCCCAGCCACAAGCCCAAGGGCACCUUCAAGGACUAUGUUCGGGAUCGGGCCGACAUGAACAAGGACAAGCCUGUCAUUCCUGCUGCUGCCCUGGCUGGAUACACAGGCAGUGGACCCAUCCAACUGUGGCAAUUCCUGCUGGAACUGCUCACUGACAAGUCCUGUCAGUCCUUCAUCAGCUGGACGGGCGAUGGCUGGGAAUUCAAACUUUCCGACCCAGACGAGGUGGCCAGGAGGUGGGGCAAGAGGAAAAACAAGCCCAAGAUGAACUACGAGAAGCUGAGCCGGGGGCUGCGCUAUUACUACGACAAGAACAUCAUCCACAAGACGGCCGGCAAGCGUUACGUCUAUCGCUUCGUCUGCGACCUCCAGAGCCUGCUGGGCUACACCCCCGAGGAGCUGCACGCCAUGCUGGACGUCAAACCCGAUGCUGAUGAGUGAACAGAACCCCCUGUCCUUUUGGAGAGUCUUUGGGACUAUGUUGGUUCAUUUUUUUUCCACUUUUUUUUUUUUUUGCUGUUCUUUUCGCUGUUCGUUUCGUCGUGGUCUUUGUUUUAUUUCUUAAAGGGCGACUCAGAUUUGAUGCUUUGAGGAUGUUGGGUGGAGGAAGAGGCAAACUUUUGGCCAAAGUUUGGUUCGGGGUGGGAUGGGCUUUGGGGCUGUUUCAUGUAAGCUCCCAAGACAGGGUUUUUUUGGGGUGAAAUUCUCUCCGUUCAUUGUUUUUUUUCAGGAGCGACUCAGAUUUGAUGCUUUGAGGAUGUUGGGUGGAGGAAGAGGCAAAUUUUGGCCAAAGUUUGGUUCAGAGAAGGAUGGGCUUUGUGGUUAUUUCCUGCAAGCUCCAAGACAGGCUUUUUUGGGGUGAAGCUCUGAGUUUAAGAAAGCCAGAAAAAUGUAGCUCAUUUUAAAGAAAAAAACCAACAACCCCCUCCCCACCCUUUGCUCUUUAGAAAAAACCUGAUCAAAUGGAUCCCUGUGGUUGGUCACACAAACGGACAGCUCAAGAAAUGACAAUAUUCCCGAGGAUUUCAGGAUUUUCCACUUUUUUUGGGGGGGAGUGGGGAGGGGAAAAACCAACUGGGUGAAUAUUCCUGCUUCGGGGAGGGGCAAUAUAGGAAAAACACAAGAACUGUCGUUCUUGUUCCAUCACUUUUCUGUCCAUUGUCUUCUUUUCUACAAGACACAGAUUUUUUUUUUUUCUUCCUAGGAGGGAUCAAGACUCUUUUUUUUUAUUUUUUAUUUUUUGAUUUCUUAAAGUUUUAUUUUAUUAAAUUUUGUGCCAGUAUUUUUUCGGUUUUUUUUAAAAUAGUCUUAAGCUCUACGAUGGUCUCAGUAUUGCAAUAUUGUGUGUGUUUGUUUCUGUUAUGCCAGCAGAGAAUUUUAUCAGAGUGAGGAAAAGGAGAAAAAAAAUAAUAAAAAAAAGAAUUUAGUUGAUGUAGAUCCCACUGGAGAAUUGGAAUGUUGCAACUUGGAUGUGAAGGAAAACUAACUCCAAAGUGGCUCCUGGUGAUGCUGGCUGGGUGUGCCGCCCUCAUUUCCAGUCCCACACUCUGUGCUGAUAAAGCUGGUUGAAAUAUCUCCUUGUUUUUUGUUUUUUUUUUUUUUGGUUUGUGUUUUUUUUGCCUGGCUGUGCAAAGCCUCUCAAGCUUUCCAUGGAAAAUGUCUUUUUUUGCUUUUUCCAAACCAUUUCUUUGCUCAAGGAUCACUUUGGUGCUUACGGAAAAUUUAUUUUUUUUUUUUUUUACAACAGGGAAAAAUUCCCAUGUUUUCAAGGCCAUAAAUGGAAAAUACAGCAGUGGAUUGAGGGGAAAAAUCAGGAAAAAGUUAAAAACCCCGAGGGAAAUGGGGUUUGUCUUUAGUGCUGUGAGUGUCGACCUGCCUGGGCACAGGAGAAGGGAAAUUAUCCCUGCAAAUGGGCUCUUUGGGGCUCUUUGGGAGCCCAACCCUGGCAGGACGUGAGGGACACGAAGCAAACACCAGGUCCUUGUGCUUGGGGGAGAUGGUUUGGGAUCAAUCCUGGUGGGAGCUGCUCCCUCUGGCCUCCAAAGCUUUGCUGUGACUGGUUUUUGUUCGGGAGGGCUCGAUCCUGCUGGGCCAAGCACCUCCUGGGAUGCUCUGGGCAGGCUGAGGGGGGAUCAGAGGAUCAGGGAGUGUUCCCACAGUCAGAUCCAACCCCACAGCUGGAUCCACGAGGAUCUGGCUGCCCACUGGAGUGUCCCACCCGCAGGCCUUUGCAUCCCGAGGCGGUGUUUGAACCAGAAGUACCUUCUUUUCGUGUUGUUUGUCAGUCUUGUGUGUUUUAGGGCAUUGAGGUCAUUCCAGAGGCACUGUGGGCUCAGGGGCUUUCCAGAGGUGCUGGUGGGCAAUGCCUGCCUGAUCCCAAAGGAUCAGCUUGGAAGGACAGGACGCUGAGUGUAAAGAGCCAAAAUAUUCAGGCACUUAACCCCCCUGAACAGGGGCAGGGCUGGAGGGGGAGCCCCAUCCCAAGGUGAUGCUCAGAGGUCCUGGACCCUUCACCCAUUCCCUCCAGAGCACCUUCACAUCCUAAAAUUGGUCAUUUUAGGGCAGACCAGCCCCAAAAUUGCUGCUGCUUAAAAACAAGAUGCCGGUGGAGGGGCAAUGAGCGGGCCAAGAGGGAGCUCCAGCCGAGGGGAGCAGAGGGGGGUUGGGAAGGGAGGUUGUUACACUGCUGGCUCAGGGGCUGUGGGUGGUCCCACGGAGCCCACGGGAAGAAAAGGUGGGAUGGAUGGAAAGGAGGGAAGAGGGGAUGGUUGGAAGGUGAGGGGAACAUGCACCCAAGGAGGAAAGGGAUGUUCCCCACUGGGAAGUUAAGCCCUGGCUCAUCUCCUGGGCACACAGGGAGGGUGGGGAAAGCAGCUUGGCCGAGCUGGAGAGAGGAGAGGAAAACUGGGAUGUCAUGGAUGAGUUCCCUCCAUCGGAGGGGCACCAGGGCAGAGCUCCACUGUGUCCUCUGAGCAGCUGGAAAGGGAGAGGAGGGAGAUGUGAGGGCACAGAGUGCACAGGGGAGGAGCUGGCAAAGGGCAUCCCAGCAGGACACUCCGUGUGGGUUGGAUUUCCAGCCCUUGGAGGAGUUUUGGGGAGGUUCAGGCUCCUGUCUUGCUGCAAAGUGCCCUGAGAUUACCCAUCAUGGGUCACUUAGAACCCCCUUACACCCUUGGAAAGGUGCCAGGCACUCCAGCUCCUGUGUGCCCUGGCCCAGGACAUCCCUGCUGCUCUGCUUGGAUGCUCCACUGCAGCUGAAGUGCCUUUUUUCAAGCAAAAAAACUGGGAUAAAAUUUCCCUCCAGCAGAAGGAACAGCAGGUUCAGGUACAGCCCCAUCGUCCUGCCAGGCCAAAUCCCUCUUCCACCCCACCAGGCUUAUUAUUCCAGGUUUCCAAGCUGUGUUCCCAGUGAUUUUGGGAAGAUGAUUUAGAGGUUGGAAAGGGUGAGCCAUGGGAAGCAGCUCUGGUUUUUGGGAGCAGCCCCUGGCUGGAGUUUCUCCAUCAUUUCUCCAUCCAUCCAUCCCAUCUCAUCCCAUCCCAUCCCAUCCCAGGGACAUCAGGUCCAUCAUUUUCUCUUUUCCUUUCCUUUUCAUUCCCUCUCCAGAGACCAUCCCAGAGAUGUUUGCUGUUUAUACACUGGAAAUUCACAGAUUUGUCUUGUGUUCCUUUUGAUUUUGUUCCUUUUCUUUCCUCCUCCUCCUCCUGACUUGCCUGCUGGUCUUUGGCGAGGGCUGUGCUGGACCAGACUUGCUCAGCCCAAACCUUCUGACCUCCUGUCCUUCAGGUCCUUGGAAAUUUGGGUAUCCCACACGUGCUGGGCCACAAGGAUGGAUGUGAGGGGGCUGAGAUGGAGAUCUGCCAGGGAUGGGACUCACCCCUGGGAUGGUUUCUCUGCAUGGGGGUGGAAUUUCCCAUUGGAAAUCGGGUGGGUUUGGCUCGUUUUGGGACGUCUCAGGUGCUUUUGGUGGGGCUUUUUUGGGAAUAUUUUCUGUGUCCUGCUCAUCUUCUGCUCUUCUCCACGGGGUUGAUGUCCCUUGGCAUCUCUGGCAGAGCCUGAGCCCUUCUUUGCUCUCAGGGGCCUCAACAGUCGAUAUUUGGGACCAUAAAAGAGGGAAUAAAACCCCUCCAGUGAUGAUAAAAAACACAAGCACUUUUCUGCUGCCCCUCUCUCUCCACCCCUCUGUGUGGGACAACCACGAUCCUUGGACACUCCUGCACGUCCAAGUGGAAGUCCACGUCAUUUCCACACAUCCUCCUCCAGGUUCAGGUGGAGAAAUAACCAAAAGUAAAAGGUUAAAAUGAGAUUUCACCUCCUCACCUUUUCCAAACCAACUUCUCCUCCUCCUCCAAAAAAAAAAAAAAAGGUCACAGAAAGCCCCCAAAAAUCCAGGAAAAAAUCUCCAUCUUCUGCUUCUUGUUUUUUGGUUUUUUGGUGUUUUUUUUUGGAGGGGUUUUCUCCCAGAUUUUAGGACUUGAUUGCUUAUUCCAUUGGAAAAUUGGGAUGCCUUGGCGUGCUCUGCUCUCUGGUAGGGUCUGUAGGACACCCCUGAGCUGUUGUCUACAUUCCAAAGAGGUUUAAAUAAAUGAUAAAUCUAUGUAUACAUAUAUGUUAUAAUGGAAUAUCUCCAGGAAUUAACUGCCUCAGUUAAAAAAAAAAAAGAAAAAAGAAAAAAAAAAGGAAAAAAGUCUUUUUUGGGGGGGUAUUUUGUUUUUACACAUUUUUUUUAAGCUGAGAAACGUAGAAGAAGAGGAAAAAAAAAGAGAUUGUUAUAUUGUGCUGUUCGACUAUUUUCCAACUUGUAUUUUCGUAUAAUUUAUAUUUUUUAAAAGCGGGGGCGGGGAGGAAAUAAAAAACGAAAAGAAGUUUAAAAGUGAGAUUUAACAACAAACA